Messenger RNA from Aureobasidium musti, 1944 nucleotides. Lineage: Eukaryota; Fungi; Ascomycota; Dothideomycetes; Dothideales; Saccotheciaceae. The record is from the annotation of a GenBank genome assembly.
GUGCCAGGUGCGCAGGACGGACCCUGGAGCAGACUGGAUUUAGCAGACAACGGCGUGCACCCAGGAAACAGCGGGCGGUGGGCAUCGCGGAGCGGCGGAAGCAGACUCGUUUGGCGGAAGUCUAAUCAUGAGGUGCAAACGGCUCUGACAGUCUCGGCAUCUGCACAGAGCUAUGGGCGACGGCGAAUGGUUGUUGGUGAGCUACGGCGUGUGGCAUGUGUCUGUGGACUGCAAGGGACGUUUCUGAGGCGGACUGGACCGGACUGGCAACAAUUCACGCCGUCAUCCACCCCGACCACGACCGUCUUUGACAUCAACCUCAACAACAGCAAUGCCGCCACGCCGACUCAGUCUCACUUUCACGAAGCCUUUCCCACUUACGAUUAUGCCCACCACAAGCGAGACUCGGUAGCCUCGACUGCCACUGCUGCCUCGAUAGACAGCAAUCCACACUAUGUAGCCUAUCCGCAGCUGCAGCAGCAGCAGCACCAACAACCACCUUACCACACUUACGACUAUGCCGCCAGUCCGCUCUUUGUCCAAGGUCAAAGCCAGGCCCUUUGCCAGAGCCAGAGCCACAGCCAGCCCCAAACACAGUCUCAGGUCUUCCAGAUGCAAACACCCCCUCCCACCCGAGGCUCGUCUACCAAGCGGAGGCCGCAGCGACUAGACGGUGCCACUCCUCUAACAUCGACUGCUCUCCGCCAGCCCAACUUUGACAAUGCUACCUUCAGCUUCACUGCCUCUCAGCAAUCAAUGGACUCGUGGACCCAGCUCUCUGGACCCUCGUCUGCUCCGCUGUCAGCUCCUGCCUGGACUGCCAACCAAGACGACCCUUUCUCGCACUGGUCUACGCAAUCCUCUCAAUCUUCUCACCCUACCCACGCUUCUCAGUCGUUCCGCUCGCAAGCUUCUCCUCAGCCCUCGGCUCCCUCGCGUCCUACCAUCACUCGCUCAACCAGUUCCAACAAUGUCCCGUAUACUACUCCUACCGCUGCCAAGAAGCCUUCUNNGUGCCCUUCACCGUGGAUCCGAUGCAACCCCGAUCGUCGCCCGUGCAAACCAAAUUCCCCAGCAUUCCUCAAGCUCGCCCUGUGUCACCGGGGAAGCCAUGCCUGGCCCCUGCUUUCCCCCUCAACCUCGGGCCAGGGCUCGCCAGUAAAGGGCGCUGGUCUGCAUCGUAGCAACACGGUCGGAAACUUGCUGAAACCCAGCCCGGAGAUUGUGUCGCAAGCCUCGGGAGCUGCAUCUUCACUUAGUCGAAGCAAUUCUAUCUGCAACCUUCCACGUCGAUCCUCCCCGCUGAAGCGGAUAGCACGUGGCUCCUUAUCCUCAAUUGCUGAGACUUCACGACCACAGGUCCGCACAUCUGUUGUUCUUACAAUUGACGCCAAUGGGACUGCAAGGACGGAAACUAGAGUGAUCGAAGAGAACCCUUCUCAAUCGAAAAUCGAGUCGCAAACAAUCAAGGACAAAUAUCCUAAUCUUUGGGACGACUCAGACAGCGAUUCGGACUCGACGUGUGGUAACAAGUGGCCGAGCCGUCAUGACUCUCUUGCCCACGCCAACGCUGGUCAGGAGCGAUCGGCUAAAAUGGCCAGGCUUGACACGUCGUCGGAGAAUCUCGAGAUGGCACGGCUGCCACGUUCCAAUUCGACGGCGUCAUUGAAGACUCCAUGCAAAGCUGCUUAUGCAGCCGCCAUGCAACUUAGACGACAGGGCAGUGCUAAGAAGCAACAACGACCGUCAAGCGUGCAAAGUCGACGCAACACGCUGUCUUCUCUGAACAGCUUGAACAACUCUUUUGAGAAUCUGGCUACCAUGGACCUGAACAAAGAUGAGAUGCACCUCAAGACAGAUGCUGGUUCUGCACUUCGCCAGGCUGCUGCCCAACGCCUUUCUCCANNACCAAUUCGUCUCUUAUCCAAUCGCAAACGAGACUAA